Molecule: messenger RNA, 1367 nt
Organism: Gasterosteus aculeatus aculeatus (three-spined stickleback)
Lineage: Eukaryota; Metazoa; Chordata; Actinopteri; Perciformes; Gasterosteidae
Gene: dhrs12lb
Product: dehydrogenase/reductase (SDR family) member 12-like b
Source: RefSeq, a predicted model, not a curated record
CCCAUCUGGAUUGGUUAAUGUCGGUUUGUGUAGCAGAGGUGCAGCCCAUGACAACCUCUCAAAUAGGUCUCACCCUACUUUAAAAAAAAAGUUGUUUUCAUGAAUUAGCUGGUAAAAGAUUAAUGUGACUGCACUUUGUUGGCGUCUCAGUGUAGUUGCCGCGCGGAGUCGGCGGAGAGCAGCGAGCGCUCCCUUUCCGUCCGAUCGCUUCAUGUGACACCGAUCCGUCACAGCGGCUGACAGGGAGCCGCCAAACUGCAACACUCCUGGGAUUAUUGUUCAUUUGGCAACAUGUCUCUGUACCGAAAUGCCGUCUGGUUUUUGAAUGGAAUCCACCAAUACACCAGAAAAGGAUAUGAGGCGGCCUUCAGAGACUUUGAGCCCCAAGACCUGGAUGUGUCCGUGGUGGGACGGUCUUUCAUGAUCACCGGAGCCAACAGUGGAAUUGGCCGGGCGACAGCCAUGGCUAUAGCCAAGAAAGGUGGGACCGUCUACAUGGUUUGUAGGAACAAAGAUAAAGCAGAAGAGGCCAAGUUGGACAUUGUCAGUGAGUCAGGCAACUCGGAGGUGCACAUCCACAUUGUGGACAUGUCAGAGACACAGAAGGUCAGGGAGUUCGCCGAGGCCUUCAAGAGGCAGUAUCCAGCCUUGAACGUGUUGAUAAAUAACGCGGGCUGCAUGGUGCACAAGAGGGAGCUGAAUGCCGAGGGCCUGGAGAAGAACUUUGCCACCAACACUAUGGGGGUGUACAUCCUCACGGAGACUCUCAUGCCACUUCUACAGAAGAGCCGGGACCCAAGGGUGAUCACUGUGUCCUCAGGAGGCAUGCUGGUCCAGAAACUCCGAGUCGAUGACUUGCAGUCAGAGAAGGGCGACUUUGACGGCGUCAUGGUGUACGCGCAGAACAAGAGGCAGCAGGUGGUGCUGACACAGCAGUGGGCCAAGGCCAACCCAGUCAUUCUAUUUUCUUCAAUGCAUCCUGGCUGGGCAGACACUCCAGCUGUUUCCACAUCAAUGCCUCAGUUCCACCAGAUGAUGGGCGACAGGCUGCGCAGCGUGGAGCAGGGAGCCGACACCGUUGUGUGGUUGGCGCUGUCCAGAGCUGCGGGCAGAAUGCGCAGCGGCCAGUUCUUUCAAGAUCGCACGCCUGUUGCAGCUCACCUGCCUCUGGCCUGGACUCAGAGUUCUGCUGAAGAAGUUCAGGGCUUCAUGACUCAGCUGGAGACUUUGGCCAGAGCCUACCUUCAAAACGCGGCGUAGAUUUUAACGCUCCUUCACCGCCUCAACGGCUCUCAAUAGUCUGAUACAAAUGUUACACCACGUGGAAGUGACCCAAUAAAGCAUUAAGAUCAAUUUUUGAAAUAAAA